This is a messenger RNA of Panicum hallii, 997 nucleotides long. RefSeq lists its product as uncharacterized. The record is from RefSeq and is a predicted model, not a curated record. Bases 50 to 586 code for a protein of 178 amino acids. The transcript has a single exon. Lineage: Eukaryota; Viridiplantae; Streptophyta; Magnoliopsida; Poales; Poaceae.
UCGGAGGCGAACUCACACCGGGCCGGUUAGGGUUAGCGGUGAGCAAACAAUGGUGUUGUCCAAUCGCCGGCGGAGCUGCUCUCCUCCGGCCACCGCAUCCUCGCCGCACUUCCCGCCGGAGCUGAUCCCCGAGGUUGCAAGGCGCCUCACCUACCGCGCCUACCGCGCCCUACUCCCGCUGACCUCAUCCAACCUCGCCUCCCAGGCGCCGCUCCUCCUUGUACCCUUCGAGGAUGAGUCCAACGCCCUCUUCCACCCCACCCUCCGCCAGAUCUACCUCUUUCGCCUCCACCGCAUGCACCUGCCCCUCACCAGCAGGGAUUGGGCAGUCACCGAAUUCCACCCACUCGGCUGCCCGUGCCGCCUUGCCAUAUGCGAAAUCAGGGGGAAAGUGGGCCAGCCCAGCCGCUGCAGCCUCAGCAUCGUCAACCUCCUCACAGGCGAGCGAACCUGCCUCUUCGGUCUCCUGGAGCGCAUCUCCCGCGUCCUCCUCUACGGCGAUCUCGUCCUCACCUGGAAGUACAUGGAGCGUGCUAUCCAGUACUGUCACCUUGAGGCCGCGGACCCUACAAGCUUCAGGAUUUGAUCUGUGUGAAUGGCAUCCUCUACGCACUUGUUAUCCUAGGUUACCGUCUCGCAGCUGUGGAACUGUCAGAAGACAAGAAUUCGGUGGAAUUGGUGCUUCUUGGAGGCAAUUUCGACAUGCACGGGGAAUUCCCCCCACGGUUGCACCUUGCAGAGUGCUGUGGUGAGCUGAUACUGAUUAGGACCAUGGAUCUGGAUCCACGGGUUUACCAUUUCUUCCGGUGGAAGUUUGGGGAGGCAAAGUGGGAGAGGAUUACUAGCCUUGGUGGGUGCACCCUGUUUCUCACAGAUGGUCGCGUUGUAGGAUGCCUCGGUCCUGAUCAUAAGGGCAUUCGAGGGGACUCCAUGUACAUAACAGAAUAUACCGAUGGGAAUUGGUAUGAAUAUUCUUUGAUUGAUGGAUCUUUCAACA